GUAUGGGAUGGGGAUUAAUGGAUGGAUGGCGAUACCGGCUACUGUAACCCGACCGAAGGUUCCUUACAGGUCCGAGGAGGGGCGGAAAAGAGCGGAGGGGAUGGAGGCUUCUCUCACCGGAUCCUUCCUUGCAGCAGAUGGGGAUGCUCCACAUACGGAACAUGACUCUGGAGAGAAGAAAGAUCCUGAGAAGCUUCCAGAGCCAACUGAUAUCGCUGCUGUUAGUCAGGACAUUGUUCUACCUGAAGCAGCUGUAGGAAAAACAUCCCGUGGGACCCCGAGCUCUGAGAAAAGCCUGAACAGCAGCAGAUCUCAAAGCAAACGUCGCUCUUGGCGUCGGUCGAGCCUGAAGGGGAAGAAACGUCGGAAAUCUCUGCCUCCUUUUCAUGAGGAUCUUACCGCACUGAGCCAAGCAAUUAGCCUGGACCUGCCAGAAACAGAUCGCCUUUCUAUGCUGCUCUUAUCCAGCUUCCAGUUCUCUAUGCAGAAGCUCGAGCACAACUUGGAGCAGACAGAAGGCUUCAGCCCCGAGGCCUUCAAAGCCAACGUGAGCUCCGUUUCAGAAGACCUGAAACGAUACAUAGAGAAACUGAAGCUGGAUGGAACCUUGCAGAGCUGCAUUGAGAAAGCUGAAGGGGAUUCCUUGGGUUCUGUUUCGGAUAAGUCAGUUUGCAAAGCAAAGGAGUGCAUUACCAGGUUUUCAGCUGAAUGCCAGGCGUGGGAUGAGCUCCUACAGCGCUACCAGAAGGAUGCAGAGGAAACAUCCAAGCAGCUGGAGGAUUGCAAGAGCAAACAGGGCCGGGCAGAAGCUCCAUUACCUUCAUACAUCCCAGCCGAGGUGCUGAGCACCAAACCCAACUAUCAGAGCAUCCUGGAUGAGCAGGGCGAGGUGCUGAGCUGCAUGGAAUUACAGCUCGAUGAACUGCAGCAGGCAGCCAAGAUGCUGAAGGCCUUCAGUGAGGACAGCAGGCAGUACCUGCAGGGGGUGUCCGGGCGGCUGGCCGCACGGACCUUCCGGCAGCUGGAAAACUCCCCGGUGAGGAAAUUGAUCGCAGCCCCCGACCGGAAAGCACCACCGGAGGGAUGAGCUGGGCCGAACGGAACCGAGCGGGGCCGAACGGAACCGAACGGAGCCGAGCGGAGCCGAAUGGAACCGAACGGAGCCGAAUGGAGCCGAGCGGAGCCGAAUGGAGCCGAGUGGAGCCGAAUGGAGCCGAGUGGAGCCGAAUGGAGCCGAACGGAGCCGAGCGGAGCCGAACGGAGCCGAACGGAGCCGAGCGGAGCCGAACGCGGCGCUCCCAAUAAACGGCCCCGUGUUGGCGAACUGCG
Messenger RNA from Coturnix japonica (Japanese quail), 1329 nucleotides. Lineage: Eukaryota; Metazoa; Chordata; Aves; Galliformes; Phasianidae. The record is from RefSeq and is a predicted model, not a curated record.